Molecule: messenger RNA, 1559 nt
Organism: Hyaloscypha bicolor E
Lineage: Eukaryota; Fungi; Ascomycota; Leotiomycetes; Helotiales; Hyaloscyphaceae
Exons: 2
Coding region: 268-1110 (280 amino acids)
Source: RefSeq, a predicted model, not a curated record
GCUGGCGGGAGAACCAGCAGCAACAGAGCACCCUGACUUUCUGUUGCCUUCGACUGCGAACCGUCAACAUCUGGCCUCAUCCUCUGUCGUUGCACAAUAUUACUUGACUGUAAUCUUUGCCAAAUUUCUGAAUUGCUUCGUCUCUCCUUGACUUUUGUCUGUUAUUGCCCGCGGUGCGCAUUCCGCUGCGCUUAGCCUUAUCGCGCCUUUCUACUCCCUCCACAUCUCACUCUCCAAUUCCAACCAACAAAACAGAAAUCAACAACCAUGCGCUUCUCUACCGCGACUCUUCUGGCGCUCCCGCUGCUUGCGGCUGCCACUCAAGAAGCUUCUCCUCUGGACCAAGCCAAAGCCCAGGCGGAAUACUGGCUUGGGAAGAUCGCCUCAUACAUUCCAAACCCAAACAAGCCUCACAGUCCCCAAGAGCCCGCAGCCAAGGCCGGUGGCAGGACUCUCAAAAUUUUGACCCUUAAUGACUGGGAGCAAACAAUUCGAUCAAGCGUUAAGUCUGCAAGCACAAAGCCUGAGGAGUGGUGGAUUCUAGUUACUGGAGGCAACAAGACCUGUUUCGGCCAGUGUGGACAAAUCGAAAAGGCAUUCAAUGAGACUGCUCUCUUGUGGUCCCACAAUCCUGCCGCUCCGCAUCUGGGAUACCUCAACUGCGAAGCCCAGCCAGUACUCUGUAACGCCUGGAGCACCGGAGCACCAACUCUUCAGAUCUUUGAGGUUCUCCCUCCUCCUGCCAAAGUCGAUGUUCGCAGCAAAGGUUUAAACACUACUACGACCACUGUCAAGACAUUCACAGAUCUCCACGCUUCGAAAGCAUGGAAGGAGCAGACUCCUUAUGAGGGCUUGUUCCACCCAUUCGAUGGCUUCUUUGCUAAGAAUGGUCUUGCCGUUCCCCUUGGAUAUUUCUUCUGGGCUUUUGCCAUCAUUCCUAGCUGGAUGUUUAUGAUUGGUAUUUCGUUCCUUAGCAGAAGCAUCAUGAGCAAUAGAGCCAUGGGCACUCAACCAGCGAGACCAGCAGCUGGUGCAGCACCAGCUGGAGGAGCAGCACCCGCUCGCGUAAGAGGCGCCCCGCCGGGUGAUGGCGUAUCCUAUUUAUACUAACUCUCCAUAGUAAAUCGAGGAUGAGAUAGAGAAGGCUGUGCAGGAAGGAACUUUCACAAAAUGGUUAGGGCAAUAGGGUGGAUUACGGGACUCUUCAUGGCAUGGUUUCAUGGCAGGCUGUGUGUGGGCUCAGAAAAUUAUAUAGUGAUCAAUCAUAAUUCCAUUGGGUAUCAAAACGCCUAAAACCCCCACCCAUGACCCUUCCCAUGCGUCAUUUCUUCUCACAAGACUUCUCUAGUCUUUCUAAACCCUCCAGGACUUGUCCUCGAAGCUGUCCAUUUGCUAAUCGCCCAUACCGAAGAUCGCUAAGUCCUCCAACCGUGUUCCGCAUCUCUUCCAGCAAGGUGCCCGCUUCUUCAUCCAGCCUCCUGAUCUCGUCCUCCACAUCCUCAACUGCGCUCUCCAAUUCAGGUAAUAUUGAGGUCAGCGUAUGUGGGUUUGAAAUCGGU